AUGGUGGACCGUUUAGUGAACAGUGAGGCCAAUGCUCGAAGGAUUGCUAUGGUUGAGAGCUGCUUCGGCAGUUCUGGACAGCCUCUGGCAGAACAAGGCAGGGUCCUUGUGGGAGAGGGUGUCCUGACAAAAAUGUGCCGCAAAAAACCGAAAGCCAGACAAUUCUUUUUGUUCAACGACAUACUUGUUUAUGGGAAUAUUGUUAUCAACAAGAAGAAAUAUAACAAACAGCAUGUUAUACCUCUUGAGGAGGUGAAGCUGGAGUCACUGAAGGAUGAUGGACAACUUCGCAACGGCUGGUUAAUCCGCACCGCGUCCAAAUCAUUCGCUGUGUACGCCGCUACAGCCACCGAGAAAGAAGAAUGGAUGGCCCAUAUAGAAAAAUGUAUAGAAGAUUUGCUAAGGAAAAGUGGCAAGCAACCUCCGUCAGAGCAUGCGGCGGUGUGGGUGCCAGAUAAUGAGGCCUCCAUCUGCAUGCACUGCAAGAAGACACAGUUCACUGUCCUCAACAGGAGGCACCACUGCCGUAAGUGUGGGUCUGUGGUAUGUGGCCCGUGUUCGUCCAAGCGCUACAUUCUCCGCGGACAGAGCGACAAGCCGCUCCGGGUGUGUCUUCAGUGCUACGACGAACUCAACCGGGAGCGCGCCCGCCCCACCCAGCCACAGCCUGCUAAUAUCACGCCCGUAAAAGACACGGCCGGUUCUGGUGGAGAUUCUUCAGCUGAUGAGGAUAGCGAUGAUGAUGACGACCGCGUCACUGCCGAGGAGAAACAUGAUGAGCCAAAGUUCUACGGUGACAGUGAUAAGACUGAAGAGACCAACAACCAUUCGUCCAAGGAUUCCGCUAAGUGA
Messenger RNA from Spodoptera littoralis (African cotton leafworm), 852 nucleotides. The record is from the annotation of a GenBank genome assembly. NCBI's taxonomy places the organism in Eukaryota, Metazoa, Arthropoda, Insecta, Lepidoptera, Noctuidae.